Molecule: messenger RNA, 1608 nt
Organism: Spodoptera littoralis (African cotton leafworm)
Lineage: Eukaryota; Metazoa; Arthropoda; Insecta; Lepidoptera; Noctuidae
Source: the annotation of a GenBank genome assembly
AUGGCGACGACAUUAGCGGGUAGCAGGAAUGUAAGAGAUUUAAGUAAACCAGAUGAACAUGGUUUUAAAGGAUUGAAAGAAAAUGUACAUAAUGGAAAAACUACUAAUGGUUAUAUGAAAUCAAACGAUCUAAGAAAUGGUGACACUGAGUUUGGUUUAUCGGGUGGGGGAGUGCCAAAGAUGGACUGGUCCAAGUACGACACAUUCCCCGGUUCCUUUGAGAAGUGCACGUUGUUGACAGCGGCGCUCACUCACUUCGGUCUGUACAUUCUCAUGUUCCUCGGCUUUGUCAACCAGCUGCUGUUCACGCCGAAGGUUGCCACGGAAAAGAAUAGAGAGGGGUACGCGCCGCUGUACGACCCGUUCGAGACGUUCUUCUCGCGCUACGUGUACCGGCGCGUGCAACAUUGCUUCAACCGCCCCAUCAGCUCCGCGCCCGGCGCUGAGCUCACGCUCAAGGAGCGCUGCACUGAUGACCGGAACUGGACCUUCAGGUUCACGGGCACAGAGCGGCGCUGCAUCAACCUGGGCUCGUACAACUACCUCGGGUUCGCGGGCCACAGCACGCACGACGAGGUGGCCGCCGCCGCGCGCCGCUACGGCCUCGCGCUCUGCUCGCCGCGCGCCGAGCUCGGCACCACGCGCCUGCACCACCUCCUCGAGGAGACCACCGCCAAGUUCCUCGGGGUCGAGGCAGCCAUCGUGGUGGGCAUGGGGUUCGGCACCAACACGCUGGGGCUGCCCGGCCUGCUGGGGCCCGGCAGCCUGGCGCUCAGCGACGAGAAGAACCACGCCUCGCUCAUCAUGGGGCUCCGCCUCGCGCGCGCCACCGUGCGCGUGUUCCGCCACAACGACGUGCGACACCUCGAGCAACUCGCGCGCGCCGCCAUCGCGGAGCGCAAGUGGACCAAGAUCGUCAUUGUGGUGGAAGGCGUGUACAGCAUGGAGGGCACGAUAGUGCCGCUGGGCGCGAUGGUGGCGCUGAAGCGUCGGCUGGGGCUGCAGCUGUACCUGGACGAGGCGCACAGCGUGGGCGCGCUGGGCCCGCGCGGCCGCGGCGUCUGCGACCACGCCGGCGUGGCGCCCGCCGACGUCGACGUGCUCAUGGGCACCUUCACCAAGAGCUUCGGGGCCGCCGGCGGCUACAUCGCGGGGUCGGCGAAGCUGAUCAACUGGAUCCGUCAGUACGGCCACGCGCACACGUACGCGCACGCGAUGUCUCCGCCGGUGGCGCAGCAGAUACUGGCCGCCAUGCGCCUGCUGGACGAGGAGGAGGGGCGCCGGCGACUGCGAGCUCUGCGCGAGAACACGCACUACUUCCGCGACCAACUGCGUCGUAUGGGCGUGGUGACACUGGGCCACCCCGACUCGCCCGUGGUGCCGGUGUUGGUGUACACGUUCAGCAAGAUGGCGGCCACCGUGGAGCGCCUCACGGAGAGCGGCGUGGCCACCGUCGGCGUCGGCUUCCCCGCCACGCCACUCAACAAGGCGCGCAUACGGUUCUGCCUGUCGGCGUCCCACUCGCGCGGCCAGCUGGAGCGCUGCGUGGAGGCGAUGGCGCGCGCCGUACGCGAGCUGGGCCUGGACUACUCGCGCCAGCCGCGCUAG